AUGACAUCUUCUCCCGCGCCAACCAUUCACAUUGCCCAAUCCCUCCUCGCGCGCGCCCAUUCCCCCGACACAGCAUCCCAGCAGUUCACCGAGCGCAUCAAACAAAAACCCCUCUUCCUGCGCCCAACAUCUCCCUCCGCCUCCGACAACCGCUCAAGGCGACGUCUCCACCGCCUCCGCAAAAAGAAUAUUUCCUCCGACACCAACGGCCGCGCCCUCUAUCCGCGCGCGAGAAGCGCACGACAGGCCUCUACGAUCUCCCUAAAGAAGAAUGAAAUCCUUGAUCUGAAAACUGAUGGAAGAAGCGGACUCGUGACACCGGCAUCGCAUGGUGCUAAGCUUGUCAGUGCGGAUUACCAUGGUGCGGAGGUCGAGGUUGUGAGAAGUCGGUCUGCGGGUAGGGUUGGGCUUAAGGGAUUCGUUGUAAGGGAUACGAAGUUUACGUUUGUUAUUGUUACGGAAAAGGAUCAGGUCAAGACGAUACCGAAAGAGCAUAGUAUCUUCCGAUUUACGGUGCCGUUUCCGAAGUCUGCGAAAUUGACGGAUGGAGAGCAGCAAGGCAAAACUGAAGACCCGAAACCACUGGAGUUUGAGUUGCAUGGGAGCCAGUUUGAGAAUCGGCCUGUUGAUCGGGCGAACAAGAAGUUCAAGUGGAGGAAUGUCGAUUAUCUGUGA
Messenger RNA from Penicillium atrosanguineum, 675 nucleotides. RefSeq names its product RNase P/RNase MRP complex subunit. The transcript has 3 exons. Gene Ontology annotation, cellular component: ribonuclease P complex; ribonuclease MRP complex. Gene Ontology annotation, molecular function: ribonuclease P RNA binding. Lineage: Eukaryota; Fungi; Ascomycota; Eurotiomycetes; Eurotiales; Aspergillaceae. Bases 1 to 675 code for a protein of 224 amino acids. Gene Ontology annotation, biological process: rRNA processing; tRNA 5'-leader removal. The record is from RefSeq and is a predicted model, not a curated record.